This is a messenger RNA of Chara braunii, 6508 nucleotides long. NCBI's taxonomy places the organism in Eukaryota, Viridiplantae, Streptophyta, Charophyceae, Charales, Characeae. The record is from the annotation of a GenBank genome assembly.
CCAAUUGGGUCAGGAGGACUAUGUGAGAGGGGGGUGAGUUUCUUUCAUCUCAAGAGCCCAGCCACUCAGGAGAAUGGACGCUGCAAAUGGACGCUGCCCCUGAGGCAAAAAAAGCGCAGUACCGGUUCUUUUAUGAAAAAGCGUUGAAGAGGGAAGAGGAAGAGAAGGAGAAGGAGAGGGGAGACAAAGUAAGGACUCAUGAAGCCGUCUUCAGUACCGUGCCCGCCGCCUUAACUAAUGUUGAGGUGGAAGAGAAGACCGUCCCACUCCUCAGGGCUUCAAUAGAUGCCGGGGCUGUUGAAAACCAUACCGACCAACUCGCAAACGUGUUUGAUGAACUAAAGAAGUCGCGAGAGGAUAUGGCCCUGAUGGCGCACCAACACCGUGACCAGCUGCAACAUUUUGCUAACAAGCAGCCAGCCCAAACUGUCCUUCCAUCUGCUUACCCUGCUUCUAGUGUUGCGUGUCAGUCCGUUUGUGCCCCUUUAACUGUGUCUUCUUCUUCUUCUUCUUCUUCUCUGAGUGUGGUCAACAGCCUAUCUGGAUCUGCAGCAGGUCCAAACCUCGUUGUUGCUGCUGCUACUGCUGCUGCUGCAGUGUCAACUGGCAGUGCAGGGCAUUCUAGAACUCUUGCAGCCCUGAAUUCGGGCCCAGCAAUCGCUGGUCCCAGCUGCAGCUUUCCCUACGUGGACAGGAAGGCAGCACAUAUUUCGUCUAAGUAUGACGGAAAAGACGACAUCGAAUCUUGGAUGAGCUCCAUGCGAUCCUACUUUGAUGUGCGAGGGACACCCCCGGUUACUCAAUCGUUGGUCCUAGGGACCAAUGUGGAGCCCGCCGUAAGGGGCUUCUUAGAAGUCCAAGCUGUACAGUCAGGCUAUAAAAGAAUAGACCUAGCCAAAUGGCUGAAGGCUAUGCCAAGAGCCACACUCGAGGAUCUCUUGAUCAAGCAAUAUGCUGAUCCGCAUGCUACAGCCAAAGGUAGACUCAAGCUUGACAAGCUCGAGCACAACAAGUGGACCAGCACCAUGCAUAGUCUGCAACAGUACGUUAGUAAACUUUUUGCUACUCCUGAUCUGGAGAUGACUGCGCAAUCUUGCUUGGAUGUGAUUAAAAGCACAGUUCCCUCUACUGUAACACAUCGCCUGGGGCUCAGACUCAUAGCAGAUACAAAUUGGCUUUCCCUCAUGCGGGAUUUAGUCGAGCUCGAGGCACAAGACCUCCGGGGUGGAUCGGGUGGCAAAAAGACCACCAGCCACAAACGGUUUCCGGGCAGCAACCGUUUUGCAGCGCACGAUCAACUCGAUGUUGACGUGGAGACCUUCGCAGAAGAACCUUCGCUUGGUGACGAUCAAGAGCAAGACUGCGAGGCAUCUUGCUCUUCGUCAGCCCAUGAGUCCAAUUAUGUGGAUGAUGAUGAAUGCGAGGCCAAGGCCCCGAUGAGCCCCUUUUGGCUCUGUUAUGCAGCACUAACCACGGACACCAGUCAAUAUGGCAUUGGUGCCGUACUUGCGCAACAGGAGGGGAAAAAGUUAAGGCUUGUCAUGUACAUGUCUAAGAAGAUGCCGUCUCAGAAGUUGGCCAAGCCUCUGACCAAUUGGAGGCACUAUCUCCUUGGGAGGUUCUUCAUCCUCAGGGGUUAUCAUCAGACCUUGAGAUGGAUGAGAACUCAGUCGGAGCUCUCUGACACUCUGAAGCGUUGGAUCGAAGUCAUUGAGCAAUAUGACUUUGACCCGCAGUAUCUGAAAGGGGAGUACAACAAGGUUGUUGAUGCCUUGUCGCGUAGACCUGAUUUCUCAGGUGCGCUGAUUACUGAGUUCGACCUUACGGACGAUGUUACUCGCUCUUUGGUGGAAGCCUAUCGUGAGGACCAGUUUAUGUCUGAGAUCAUACGCAAACUUGAGGCGAAGGAUAAGAAGACUUCUGCCGAGUUUGAGUUUAUCAACGGGUUGUUGUUCCUUGAGAAGGAAGGGAAUAAACGGACAUCAGCCCAAAACACCACAGUCCUUACUGGCGUUCAGUACAACAGUCCCGUAGUGGACAAGAGGGCGGCCACUCUGCCGUCCAAGUACGACGGGAAAGCGGACAUCACCUCUUGGAUUAGUUCCAUGCGGUCAUACUUCGAGGUCAUGCAGACACCGCAAGAGGACCGAAGCAUGAUCAUGGGGACUAAUACCGAGCCCGCCGUACAAAACCACAUUGAGCUCCAAGCUGUUGCUGCAGGUUAUGAAAGAAUUGACCUGACUGAGUGGCUGAAAGUAACCCCUGUACGCACCCUUGAGGACCUUCUCAUCACACGGUACCAAGACAAGCAUGCUGCGCUCAAGGCUAGGCUGAAGCUUGAGGCCCUCAAGGGCCAAACAUGGAGGUCAUCCAUGCAAGCUUUGGAACAGCACUUGACUGGUCUGUUCACCACUCCAGAUCUGGGAAUGACUGACGUGUCUUGUACGGAUGUGGUCAUGGGAGUGGCCCCUAAAGAAUACCUGUCCCUGUUGGAACUCAAAGACCAUACCACCUGGCGAAAGCUCAUGACGGAUCUAGUCAACCUAGAGGCCAAGGACCUCGCCAGGCGGAAGAAGGCGCCCGCUGCAGGUGGGAAACCACAACGCAAGCGGUUUGGAAGCAGCAACCAGCUUGCACUGCAUCAGUCCUACACGAAUGAUCUGUCUCUAGAUGACGAUCUAGAGCCGGACUCCGGUAUGGGCUGUUCCUCAUCAGCCAUUGAGUCUGACAUAAACAAAGAUGAAAAACUUAAUGCUUUUAGAAAGACUGCUUCAAACAAGGGGCCUAACCGUGGUUCAGGUGUGCGCGCCACCUUUGACAAGGACCGCACUGUCACACAUGAGCUCAACUUCUAUGUCAUGGACAAGUGUUCAUUCGACGCGGUCAUUGGCUUGGGCUGGUUAAAGGCUCAUUGCCCAAGGACCACGUGGGCGGACAACCAGUUCGUGGUGCGUGAUGCCAAGGGGAACGAGCUUACCGUCCUAUUGGAUGAGACGUGCGAGUCCCCUGUGACUCUUCUAAGUGCAACCAAAUUCUGCAAAUCAGUGCGCAGGCGCAAGGAGAUUGAGCAUGUACAUGUAGCUUUUGUAAAGCUUAUCCAUGUGCCUUCUACUUUUGCUGCGUUUUCUACCUCGGUAAGUAACUCUACUUCUAAUCAAUCUUCUUCUACUGUGAAUAAUCCUUCUACUUCUAAUCCAAGUACUUCUAAUCCGGUUGUCAUUGCUGUAAAUUCUCAGUCUAAUUUUCUUUCUCUUGAUGAGGAUGAUCCACCACCGGAAGUCCCAACAAACAUUCGCCAGCUAUUAGAUCGAUUCCCCGAAGUUUUGGUCGAACCUCGUGGAGUUCCCGAGCGUCCGGUCAAACACAAAAUCGAGAUAAUAGAGGGGAGUGUUCCUCCAAAGGGAUGCGUCUACCGUAUGGGACAAGGCGAGUUGGAGGAGUUCAGGAGGCAGAUUGAUGAUAUGAUUGACCGUGGAUGGAUUAGGCCCAGUGAGUCUGAAGUCGGUGCACCUGUCCUGUUUGUGCCAAAGAAAGGAGGCAAACUCCGGAUGUAUAUUGACUAUCGUGGCCUUAAUCGGAUCACAAGAAAGAAUGCUUACCCUUUGCCUCGCAUAGAUGAUCUGCUAGAUGCGGCAGGUGGGUGCAAGGUCUUCUCCAAGAUCGACCUCAAAUCUGGUUACUACCAGAUUGAAGUUGAUCCGAGCGACCAGCACAAGACUGCAUUCAAAACACGCGAUGGGCUGUACGAGUUCAUCGUUAUGCCCUUCGGUCUUACGAAUGCACCGGCCACAUUUCAGUGCCUCAUGGACAAGGUACUUCGCCAUCAACUCAACAGGAAACUGAAGGAGGAUCUGGUCGAACACACCGCCAAGGAUCCGGACCUUAGUCCCAUUUUUGAGCAGCUCACAGCAGACCCUAAUAGUCAGCCUGAUUUUCAUGAAUGUGAGGGUCUUGUGCUCCGCCGGUAUGGGAAAUUUGAUCGUUUGUGUGUACCCAACCAUGCGCCUCUCCGAACUCAUUUCUUGGAUUUGGCACAUGGUCGGAGUGGACAUUUCGGCUUUGCGAAGACUUAUGGAAGUCUUCUGCAGCAGUUUGAUUGGCCAGGCAUGAAAGGAUCUGCUCAGAAAUUUAUUGCUGAAUGUCAGGUAUGUCAAAGAACAAAGGUCCACAGGCAUAAGCCUUAUGGCCUGCUGAGACCUCUCCCCAUUCCUGAUGGACCCGGUGAGUCGAUUUCCAUCGACUUCACGGACAUGGGAAAGGUGAGUGAGGCUGGAAAUUCACUAGUCAUGGUCAUCGUGGAUCGUUUUUCCAAAAUUUUGAACUUGAUUCCUUUCCCUCCCCAUACCCCGACUGAACUUGUCAUUGAAGAAUUCCAUCAGCAGUACAUUCUGCAGUUUGGCGUCCCGAAGACUAUUGUGAGUUAUCGGGACACCAGAUUCAUCAACAAAGAUUGGAAGGACUUCACCUCUCAAAUCUAUGACAUUAAACUGAACAAGACUUCUGGUCGACACCCCGAAGCCAAUGGAUUGGCAGAGGAGAUCAACCAGACUGUCAUCCAACUACUUCGCGCAUUGAUUGUGCCAGAUCAGAACACGUGGGACAAGGAGCUGCACAAAGUGAAGGGACUGUAUAACUCCAUCCACUCUGCAACUGGCGUGAUGCCAAACCAGUUGCAAUCUGGAUGGCCGAUGUGUAAUCCCCUCUCCUAUCUGUUCCCCGAACGGUCACUUGGUCUGAUGCCCGACAUGCCUGGCUACAAUGCCAAGUACGCACGCUUGCUCAAAGCUGUUAUUGCAGCCAUGAACAAGCGCCAACAUGCCAUGAACAAACAUGCCAACAAGUUGCAUCUCAGACUUACAUUCGCAGUGACUACGGAUGCAAGCUUGUAUGGGAUUGGUGCAGUGCUGCAACAAGAGGAUGGUGACGGCUUACGUCCGCUUGAGUACUACAGCAAACGCAUGCCCAGUCAUAAGGUAACUGCCUCCACUUACAUGCGAGAACUAUAUGCCUUGAGAAAACACUACCUCUUGGGUCGCCAUUUCAAAGUGUUCUCAGACCGCAAGACUUUGAAAUGGAUCCAGACACAGAUUAAUCCAUCAACUACAUUCACCCGUUGGCUACAUGAGACUGAUGUGUAUGAUUUUGAACUUAACCACAAGAAAGGAGGUUACAAUCGCGUUGCGGAUGCUUUGUCGCGCCACCCUGAGUACAUGACUUGCCUUGUGGGUUCCUAUGAUCUCCAUAAGAAUUUGGAGGAGGAACUAGUUGAGCAUACUGCCAAGGACCCGGAACUCAAUCCCAUCCUUGAGCAGAUCCAAGCUGACCCUAGCAGUCAGCCUGAUUUCCAUGAGUGUAAAGGUGUGCUCUUCCGACGUUACGUGAAGUACAACCGACUGUGUGUACCCAACCAGGAGCCCAUCCGUACUCACUUCUUGGACUUGGCUCAUGGCCGGAGUGGACACUUCGGUUUCGAGAAGACAUACGGAAGUCUAUUGCCAAAAUUUGUAUGGCCUGGGAUGAAAGGAAUGGCACGAAAGUUUGUGGUUGAGUGUAAAGUUUGCCAACGCAUCAAACCUUCUCGGCAAAAGCCCUAUGGGCUGCUACAUCCUCUUCCUAUCCCUGAUGGUCCGGGUGAGUCUCUUUCCAUCGACUUCACGGACAUGGGAAAGAAGAGCAGGAACGGACAUUCGCAAGUAAUGGUGAUCAUUUACCGCUUUUCUAAAUUUUUGAAUUUGAUUCCAUUGCCACCUCACGCCCCAACUAACCUUGUGAUCGAGGAGUUUAACAAGAGGUAUAUUCUGCAAUGCGGGCCCCCGAAGACUCUUCAGCAGGUAAGCGGCGACAAGGCUGUUGAUGGCAACACCGACGGUGGUGCGGAAACGCUGCCGGAUUUUUGCGGCGGCAACUCUAGUUUUAACAGCGGUGGUGCGGAAACAUUGCCGGAUUUUUGCGGCGGCGACUCUAGUUUUAACGGCGGCGGUGCGAAAACGCUGCCGGAUUUCUGCGGCGGCGACUCUGGUUUUAACGGCGGUGGUGCCGAAGCGCUACCGGAUUUUUGCAGCGACGACACUGGUUUCACGACAGUGACGGCAAUAUUUUGCACUGAGUGGAGGUGGCGCAUUGGCACAGAGAAGGUGCCGCCAAAGUAUUGGAGGCGAGUGGCGGUAACGUGAAGGCGCCGCCAGACUGUUGGAAGGUGAUUGUGUAUUGAGAGGGUAUUGUGGCAGGCGGUCGUCACAAAGGAGUGGGGCAGAUCACUUUGCUGACGAUUGGUUGCGACAACCUUCUCAUCUAGGGCGUGAACCUAUACGGCUUUCUUGGGUGUGCCGUUCAACUUCACUCAAGGUAGGUAGAAGGAUGCCUGCAAAGGAGAUUGAUUAUGCCUAAUUGAGAAAAGGGAAAAUGAUUGUCUUCCUUUUACUUCUCACAUGCGUGCAUGCUAACAAUGAUUCGUUAUUUUAAAAACGUUAAUUAUGUGUGUACCGUAGAAUGAAUUCGAUUGAAAUAA